AUGUCGGAUCCAACAGGAGGCUCGCUCCGUCAGAGAGCUGUUGCCGACGAAAAAUCGCUUGACAAUCGAUCUCUGAAGCGCAAUGUCGUCAAUGAUGUCAAGCACAAGGCUAGCGAUGCCAAGCAAGCCGCCAGACAUCCAAAGAGCAUGCUCGGCAAUUGGCGCAAUGAUUGCAUCGCCGCCGUCGGCGAAUUCUUGGGCACCGUCCUCUUCCUCUUGCUCGGCCUUGGCGGCAUACAGGCAGCCGCAACGAGCAAUUCCGCCAGUCUGGCCGCAGCGGCAUCGAGCGCGGGACAGUCUGACUCGAGCUCUGGCGCGCAAGCGAUCAACACUGUGGCCAGCGUCGAACAGCUCAUCUAUAUCUCGACCGCGAUGGGCCUAUCUUUGCUCAUCGCGGCUUGGUGUUUCUAUAGAGUGACAGGGAGUGUCUUCAAUCCUAACGUCGGUCUGGCUCUGGCCAUGACGGGAAUCCUGUCCCCCUUCCGGUUUGUGCUCUACGUCCUCGCCGAGACGACAGGCGCGAUUGCUGCAUCUGCAAUCUUAGACGGCCUCUUGCCCGGUCCUCUCGCGGUGACUCCGGCAUUAGGCGCAGGGACAAGCAACGCGCAGGGCGUCUGGAUCGAGGCCUUCAUCACAGCAGCGCUUUGCCUCGUGGUCAUGUUCCUUGCAGUCGAGAAGCAUGCCACCACGCCACUUGCACCCGUUGGCAUCGGCUUGACUCUCUUUGCAUCGCAUCUCUGGGCUGUCGUCUACACGGGUGCCGCAAUGAAUUGGGCGCGCGCGUUCGGCCCGUCUGUCGUCACCGGAUUCUCUUCCGAUCACUGGAUCUACUUUGUCGGCGAUGGCAUCGGUUCCCUGAUCGCUGUAGUGAUCUACUAUAUCUUCAAGAGCGUCAACUUCUACGAGCUCAAUCCAGGCCAGGACAGCUCGAAUGUCGAUGACUCGCCAGACCUGCUCGCGCCAUCAGAUCUGCUAGACGUCGUUCGCAGUCAGUCGGACAACCCAGAGACGCAAGAGACGACCGAGUCUGUCGUCGUCACCUCCAAGAAGGACGCCAGCGGCAAGCAGAUCAAUGCUACAUCCUCAGAUCGCCUUCAUCCCAAUGACUCUAUGGUCUAA
Molecule: messenger RNA, 1119 nt
Organism: Mixia osmundae IAM 14324
Lineage: Eukaryota; Fungi; Basidiomycota; Mixiomycetes; Mixiales; Mixiaceae
Exons: 3
Coding region: 1-1119 (372 amino acids)
Biological process (GO): transmembrane transport
Cellular component (GO): plasma membrane
Molecular function (GO): water channel activity
Source: RefSeq, a predicted model, not a curated record